Diabrotica virgifera virgifera (western corn rootworm) is the source of this 5700-nucleotide messenger RNA. Its product is annotated as zinc finger protein 226-like. NCBI's taxonomy places the organism in Eukaryota, Metazoa, Arthropoda, Insecta, Coleoptera, Chrysomelidae. Bases 456 to 2183 code for a protein of 575 amino acids. The transcript has 2 exons. The record is from RefSeq and is a predicted model, not a curated record.
CCAGGAUGAUCCUAAGGGGGGGGUUACAACUACCUGAAAGGGGGGGGUUACAACUACUGGAAGGUCUCUGAGGGCUAUGGUGUUAAGCGUAUAGAGCUCAAAGUACAUCCCAAUGGGGGGGUUACAACCCCCAAAACCCCCCCUGGUUACGCCUAUGGACCGUAGAAACCAGUUCAUAAAUAAGGGAAUCUACAUUACCUAAUUAGUUUGGAGAAUUUUUAAACUGGUUUUACUGUAUUAUAAAUGGCUUAAAAAAUCUACUGAUUGCUACGGAUUUUUUGAAAGCAAAACUACUGAAGAAAUCAAUACUGACCUGGCAACCCUGCUGUCUCGAGUGUGUCCUAACCUAACCCUAAUCUUUCGUCUUUUUCCCUUUUUCCUCUUUAUUCUUUAUGAUUUUUUUUGUGGAAGUGGAAACAAAAGUGUAAUUUGCAAAUAAAAUCAAAUUUAAUAACAUGGAAAUAAAACAAGAAGAUAGUGAGAAAACUUGUAAAAUAGAAAUAGUGAAUGAGAUGUUGAAUGGUCCUCUGGAUGGCUUCAAAGUGGAAAUUAAGGAAGAACCCAAGAGAGAACCCGCAUAUGAGUCAUUUGAUUAUUUAGACUUAAAUGAAGUCCCCAUAAAGACUGAAAUAGACCAAGAUGAAUGUAAAUUCAAACAAUUUCAAGAACAGCAACUAAAAAAUGAAGAAAGUUGUCUUCAGGAGGAGAAUAGAAUUAAAAUCAUGGAAACGUUGCAUUCAUCUCACAAAGAAAACUAUACGAGUCAAAACGCAGAAGGAAAAAUAAUAAAUAUAAAUAGUACGAAGGUCAGGACUGGACAAAGAACCUACAAUUGUGAAAUUUGUUUAAUGCAGUUCUCUCAAAAAAGUAAUUUGAAUACACAUUUGAUAACACACACUGACGAAAAACCUCACAAGUGUGAAAUUUGUUUUAAGCAGUUUAUUCUUGCAAGUUCUUUGAAAAGACAUUCGAGAGUGCACACUGGAGAAACGCCUUAUAAGUGUGGAAUUUGUUUUAAUCAGUUCAAAUAUAAAAUUUCUUUGGACGAGCAUAUGAAAGUUCACACAGGAGAAGCACCUUACAAGUGUGAAAUUUGUUUUAAACAGUUUAGUCGAGCAUUUUCUUUGAAAAUACAUUUGAGAGUGCACACUGGAGAAAAGACUUAUAAGUGUGAUAUUUGUUUUAAACAGUUUAGUCAAGCAGGUUCUUUGAAAACACAUUUGAGAGUGCACACUGGAGAAACUCCUUAUAAGUGUGAAAUUUGUUUUAAGCAGUUCAGACAUAAAAAUUCUUUGGAUGAGCAUAUGAGAGUUCACACUGGAGAAACACCUUACAAGUGUAAAAUUUGUUUUAAACAGUUUAGUCAAGCAGGUUCUUUGAAAACACAUUUGAGAGUGCACAGUGGAGAAACUCCUUACGAGUGUGAAAUUUGUUUUAAGCAAUUCAGCCGUAAAAAUUCUUUGGAUGUGCAUACAAAAGUUCAUACUGGAGAAGCACCUCAUAAGUGUGGAAUUUGUUUUAAACAGUUUGUUCAAGCAGGUAAUUUGAAAACACAUUUAAGAUUGCACACUGGGGAAAAACCUUAUAAGUGUGAAAUAUGUUUUAAGAAUUUUAAUACAAUAAGUGAUUUGAAAAAACAUUUGAGAGUGCACACUGGAGAAAAACCUCACAAUUGUGAAAUUUGUUUUAAAAAAUUCACUACAACAUGUGAUUUGAAAAGCCAUUUGACAGUGCACACUGGAGAAAAACCUCACAAGUGUGAAAUUUGUUUUAAGCAAUUUAGUCGAGCAAGUAAUUUGAAAACACAUUUGAUGACACACACUGGGAAAAAACCUCACAAUUGUGAAAUUUGUUUUAAGCUGUUUUGUCGAAAAAGUCAAUUGAAAACACAUUUGAUGAUCCACACUGGAGAAAAACCUCACAAGUGUGAAAUUUGUUUUAAGAAUUUUACUACAACAAAAGUUUUGAAAGUACAUUUGAGAGUGCACACUGGGGAAAAACCUUAUAAGUGUGAAAUUUGCUUUAAACAGUUCAGACAUAAAAUUUCUUUGGAUAAGCAUAUGAGAGUUCACACUGGACAAACACCUUACAAGUGUAAAAUUUGUUUUAAACAGUUUAGUCAAUCAGGUAAUUUGAAAACACAUUUGAGAGUGCACACUGGAGAAACUCCUUACAAGUGUUAAAUUUCUUUUAGGCAGUUCAGACAUAAUUCUUUGUAUGUGCAUACGAAAGUUAACACUGGAGAAGCACCUUAUAAGCGUCGAAUUUAUUUUAAACAGUUUAUUCAAGCAGGUAAUUUGAAAACACAUUUGAGAGUGCACACUGGAGAAAAGCCUUAUAAGUGUAAAAUAUGUUUUAAGAAUUUUACUACAAUAAGUGAUUUGAAAAAACAUUUGAGAGUGCAUACUGGAGAAAAACCUCACAAGUGUGAAAUUUGUUUUAAAAAAUUUACUACAACAAGUGAUUUGAAAAGCCAUUUGACAGUGCACACUGGAGAAAAACCUCACAAGUGUGAAAUUUGUUUUAAGCAAUUUAGUGGAGCAAGUAAUUUGAAAACACAUUUGAUGACACACACUGGGAAAAAACCUCACAAGUGUGAAAUUUGUUUUAAGCUGUUUUGUCGAAAAAGUCAAUUGGAAACACUUGAUGAUCCACACUGAAGAAAAACCUCACAAGUGUGAAAUUUGUUUUAGGAAUUUUACUACAACAAAAGUUUUGAAAAUACAUUUGAGAGUGCACACUGGGGAAAAACCUUAUAAGUGUGAAAUUUGCUUUAAACGGUUCAGACAUAAAAUUUCUUUGGAUUAGCAUAUGAGAGUUCACACUGGAGAAACACCUUAUAAGUGUAAAAUUUGUUUUAAACAGGUUAGUCAAGCAGGUUCUUUGAAAACACAUUUGAGAGUGCACACUGGGGAAAAACCUUAUAAGUGUGAAAUUUGUUCUGCGCAUUUUACUACAAGUAAUUUGAAAACACAUUUGAGAGUGCACACGACUGAAAACAUUUAGAAGUGUGAAAUAUGUUUCUAAGAAUUUUACUACAUUUGUACUGUACAUUUUUAUUUGAAAAAACAUUUGAUAUUGCACACUGGAUAAAAAUCUUACAAGUGUGAAAUUUGUUUUAAACAGUUUAGUGAAGCAGGUUCUUUGAAAACACAUUUGAGAGUCCACACUGGGGAAAACCUUAUAAGUCUGAAAUUUGUUCUGCGCAUUUUACUACAAGUAAUUUGAAAACACAUUUGAGAGUGCACACGACUGAAAACCUUUAGAAGUGUGAAAUAUGUUUCUAAGAAUUUUACUACAUUUGUACUGUACAUUUUGAUUUAAAAAAACAUUUGAUAUUGCACACUGGAUAAAAAUCUUACAAGUGUGAAAUUUGUUUUAAACAGUUUAGUCAAACAGGUUCUUUGAAAACACAUUUGAGAGUGCACAUUGGGGAAAAACCUUAUAAGUGUGAAAUUGGUUCUGCGCAUUUUACUACAAGUAAUUUGAAAACACAUUUGAGAGUGCACACGACUGAAAACCUUUAGAAGUGUGAAAUAUGUUUUAAAGAAUUUUACUACAAUAAGUGAUUCGAAAAAACAUUUGAGAGUGCACACUGGAGGAAAACCUCACAAGUGUAAAAUUUGUUUUAAAAGAUUUACUACAACAAGUGAUUUGAAAAGCCAUUUGACAGUGCACACUGGAGAAAAACCUCACAAGUGUGAAUUUGUUUUAAGCAAUUUAGUCGAGCAAGUAAUUUGAAAACACAUUUGAUGACACACACUGGGAAAAAACCUCACAAGUGUGAAAUUUGUUUUAAGCUGUUUUAUCAAAAAAGUCAAUUGAAAACACAUUUGAUGAUCCACACUGAAGAAAAACCUCACAAGUGUGAAAUUUGUUUUAAUAAUUUUACUACAACAAAAGUUUUGAAAAUACAUUUGAGAGUGCACACUGGGGAAAAACCUUAUAAGUGUGAAAUUUGCUUUAAACAGUUCAGACAUAAAAUUUCUUUGGAUGCGCAUAUGAGAGUUCACACUGGAGAAACACCUUACAAGUGUAGAAUUUGUUUUAAACAGUUUAGUCAAGCAGGUUCUUUGAAAACACAUUUGAGAGUGCACACUGGGGAAAACCUUAUAAGUGUGAAAUUUGUUUUGCGCAUUUUACUACAAUUUGAAAGCACAUUUGAGAGUGCACACGAGGGAAAACUACAGACGAAUCAGAAUGUACACGAGAGUGUACAUUUUGAUUUGAAAAAACAUUUGAUAUUGCACACUGGAUAAAAAUCUUACAAGUGUGAAAUUUAUUUCAAAGAGUUUAGUCAAGCAAGUAAUUUGAAAACACAUUUGAGUACAAGAAGAUUGGACGAACGAAUUAUAGCUCAGCUCAACAGGCCUCACGGGCCCAAGGCUCACAGGUUUUCUUUCAGUUAUUUCUGUCUUGUGCUAGGUUUUUCCGUUAUUGUACCCUCAGCGACUUCAGAUAUUCUUUUGCCGACUCCAACCAUCUUCUUCGGGGGAGUCCUGUUGUUCUUUUUGUACCAGCCUCCGUGUUUAUUAAUUCAUUUGGAACUCGUCCUUCUUUCAUUCUUGCUAUAUGCCCGAGCCAUCUUAAUCUUCGAAUUUUGGCUUGUUAUUUUUGGUUGUCCAUAUAUUUGCAUUAUUUCUUCAUUCGUUCUUCUUUGCCAGAUAUUCCCCUCUUUUAGACCUCCGUAUAUCCUUCUGAGAAUCGUUCGUUCCCAUCUAUCUAAUUUUACUUCCAUGUCUUUAUUUAGUGUCCAGGUCUCGCUAGCAUAGAAUACUGUAGCUCGGAUAACUGUUGUAUAUAUUCGUUUUUUUGCUGUUCUGGAUAUGAUUUUCGACAUCAGUAUCUUAGUUAGACUCCCAGCACUCUUUCUACCUUUCGCCAUUCUUUUUGCGAUUUCUCGGUUCUCUUCGUUCCUAUUUGUUAGUGUUACUCUUAAGUAAUCGAAUUGGCCGACAAUUUCGAAGUUAUAUUCUUUACUUGGGCUUUGUAUCUUAAAGGACUGUCCCAGAUGAUUUUAAUUUCGUUUCAUCAUCACAUAUUUCUUUUUUUUUUUGUUUAUUUAUGAACCAUAUUCCUUGGCUGUUCUCUCUAGUCUAUUAAAGAUUUCUCUUAAUUCUGCAGGUCUCCUUGGUAUUAAGGUAAUAUCAUCUGCGUAUGCUACACAUUGAUGCCGGUGAUGAUAUAUUGCGCCUCUAGUAUAAGUCUUCUCUAAAAUAAAUUGAAGAAAUAUGUUGAUAAUGGGUCACCUUGUCGCAAGCCUCAAGCCUCUAUUGAUGAUAAAGCUAUCCGAAACCUGUCCUUCUAUCAUAACUUUACUUUUAGUGUCACUGAGAAUGCAUUUAAUCAGUAUUGCUAUUUUUGGUGGAAAUUCAAAAUAUUUUAGCGUUUCAGAGUACUUUACUUCUUUUUAUGGUAUCGUAUGCCUACCUAAAAUCAAUAACCAUAUUUAAUGCUAGGUUGAAUUCAUAUGAGGUAGAUAAAAUUUGUUUUAUUAACAUGUAAACGAAUACGAUGUAUGGACAAACGAAUUACAGUUCAAUAACCCCGCAUAUCAGCGAUAAUGCUGUCAAGUACCCUAGCCAUUCAGCAGUUUAACACAGUACACGCAAUCCACUAAUUUUGUAUAGAUAUAAAUAUGUAAAAUUCACAUUUUCAAACAAUUGUAAUUUUGCUAAAAUAAAGUGCUGUUAGUUUGUU